AUGCCUGGAUUUUCCUUUCAUAACGUGCAGCGAAACUUGAACCUGCAGCAGCAGGGUCUGCAUCCUCCCAAAACACUCAAAACAGGAACUACAAUUGUGGGGGUUCUGUACAAGGAUGGUGUAGUACUGGGUGCAGAUACCCGUGCUACCGAAGGUAGUAUUGUGGCCGAUAAGCGGUGCAAGAAGAUUCAUUAUAUGGCACCCAACAUUAUGUGCUGUGGUGCAGGAACUGCGGCGGAUACAGAAGCUGUGACAAAUAUGGUGUCUGCCAAUUUGGCACUUCAUCGUCUGGAUACAGGGAAACAAUCCCGAGUGCACGAAGCACUCACCCUGCUAAAGCGUCACUUGUACAGAUACCAAGGCUAUGUAAGCGCCGCGUUGGUUCUUGGUGGUGUGGAUGUGGAGGGACCUUUCCUGGCGACGGUUGCGCCACAUGGUAGCACCGAUCGCCUUCCUUUUGUGUCCAUGGGAAGUGGUAGCAUUGCCGCUAUGGCUACACUGGAGUCUGAAUACAAGGAUAAUAUGACAGUUGAAGAAGCGAAGGAAUUGGUGGCUUCCGCCAUCCGGAAUGGAAUCUUCAAUGACCCAUACAGCGGCACACAGGUGGAUCUGUGCGUUAUUACGAAGGCGAAGACAGAGAUGCUUAUCGGGUACGAUAAACCAAAUGAGCGCAGGUACCCGAAGCAGGAUAUUCGUUUCCCUCCCGGCACUACACCGGUUUUGCGGGAGGAGAUCCGGAAGUUGGUGACUAUCACGGACGUCGAGUGA
Messenger RNA from Trypanosoma rangeli, 768 nucleotides. Its product is annotated as putative proteasome beta 2 subunit. NCBI's taxonomy places the organism in Eukaryota, Euglenozoa, Kinetoplastea, Trypanosomatida, Trypanosomatidae. The record is from RefSeq and is a predicted model, not a curated record. Gene Ontology annotation, cellular component: proteasome core complex. The transcript has a single exon. Bases 1 to 768 code for a protein of 255 amino acids. Gene Ontology annotation, molecular function: threonine-type endopeptidase activity.